Trichechus manatus latirostris (Florida manatee) is the source of this 1114-nucleotide messenger RNA. It is a transcript of the gene CFL1, whose product is annotated as cofilin 1. Gene Ontology annotation, cellular component: actin cortical patch; cytoplasm; actin cytoskeleton. Gene Ontology annotation, biological process: actin filament severing; actin filament fragmentation; mitotic cytokinesis. Gene Ontology annotation, molecular function: actin filament binding. The coding region runs from base 109 to 609 and encodes 166 amino acids. The record is from RefSeq and is a predicted model, not a curated record. The transcript has 4 exons. NCBI's taxonomy places the organism in Eukaryota, Metazoa, Chordata, Mammalia, Sirenia, Trichechidae.
AAACGGAAGGGGCUGGGAGAGGCCGCGUUCAGUCGGAUCCCGGCAGCAGCUGCAGCGGCUCUCGUUUUCUCUGCCUCUUUUUGCCAUAUCCCUUUCGCUUCCGCAAACAUGGCCUCUGGUGUGGCUGUCUCUGAUGGUGUCAUCAAGGUGUUCAAUGACAUGAAGGUGCGCAAAUCAUCGACGCCAGAGGAGGUGAAGAAGCGCAAGAAGGCAGUGCUCUUCUGCCUGAGCGAGGACAAGAAGACCAUCAUCCUGGAGGAGGGAAAGGAGAUCCUGGUUGGUGACGUGGGCCAGACUGUCGAUGAUCCCUACGCUACUUUUGUCAAGAUGCUACCAGAUAAAGACUGCCGCUACGCCCUCUAUGACGCGACCUAUGAGACCAAGGAGAGCAAGAAGGAGGACCUGGUGUUUAUCUUCUGGGCUCCUGAGUGUGCAUCCCUUAAGAGCAAAAUGAUCUAUGCUAGCUCCAAGGACGCCCUCAAGAAGAAGCUGACGGGGAUCAAGCAUGAAGUACAAGCAAACUGCCUCGAGGAGGUCAAGGACCGUUGUACCCUGGCAGAGAAGCUGGGGGGCAGCGCUGUCAUCUCCCUGGAGGGCAAGCCAUUGUGAACCCCCUCCAGCCCCCUGCCUGGAGCAUCCGGCAGCCCCAGACCUAAUUGCGGGGGCUGCAGGCUGCCACCUUCCUGCCAGACUGGAGAGGCUGGGGGGAUCCCAGCAGGGCGAGGGCAAUCCCUUCACCCCAAUUGCCAAACAGCCCCCCACCCCCCUGGACCUUCCUCAAAUUGCUUUUGAUCUUCUGAUUCCUCUUGGGUUGAAGCAGACCAACUCCCCCCAGGCACCCCCAUUUGGGAGGGGCCUGUAUUUUUUUUAAUGACACUCCCAGUCCCCAUCUGUUCCUCCCCCCUUCCAGGCUGCCAAUUUCUAACCGCAAUAGUGACUCUGUGCUUGUCUGUUUAGUUCUGUGUAUAAAUGGAAUGUUGUGGAGAUGACCCCUCCCCAUGCCAGCUGGUUCCCAUCCCCCUCUCCCCUGGUCAUAGCUGCUUGUUUGGAGGCAGGACCAGUAAGGAACCUUCAAUUAAAAAAAAAAAAGACAACAAUAAAAAGAUUCAUUAAU